UUUUUCUCUUCCUUUUCUCCCUUUGUUGUCCUUGCAGUUCUCCUUCUUUUAUUUCAGCAGAUUAAUUUAAUUUUUCCUUGACGAAUGACGCCGCAUCCAGUUUCUGUUCGUCCGAUGAACAAAUUACCUACACGGCAGCAUUGCCUUAAAGUGAUGAACAAGCUGUUGAAUAACAUCAAUGCUGCAAAAGACGACAGCAACGAUCAUUAUCACAACGACGAGGAGAAUGCCAUAAUUUUUCUCUCGGGAGGCUUAGACUCAGUACGUGAUGGUACAGACGUCGAAAUCGAGUUUCGGCAGUUGAGCGACUUCUUUUAUUUAACAGGGGUGGACGAACCCGGAUUCCAUGUGAUGAUCGAUCUGCAGACUAAGCUUGUGUAUCUUGUUCCUCCGACGGUGCCUGAAAGCGAAACAGUAUGGAAAGGGGCUCCAGACAGCCCAUCCGAAUUGUUACGUAAACACGACGUUGAUCGAAUCAUUAGCGAAAAGGAACUGGCCGAGUUCAUCAUUCAACAAGGCUACCAUAAAGUCCACGUGCUCGAUAGACCAACUUUUAUCAUGAAUAACAGCAGCAAAAAUAGUAAUAGCGACGACAACACCAUCAUCUGUACCACCACCAACAACAACAACAACAACAGUAGCAGUAGCAGCAACAGCAACAGCAACAGCAACACGACAUUCAUGAAUAGCAUUUUUCGAAAUGUGCAUGAAUUACAGUUUGAUACACACACACUGCGGCACGCAUUGAAUGAGGCACGACUCACAAAGUUUCCAUGGGAGAUUGAUGCUAUUCGCCAAGCAACGUUGGUUUCUUCGCGCGCUCACAUGGCUCUAUGGCAACAGCAGCAGCGCUGCCGAGGAGGACAGCAAUCACUAAUCAAAGCGACAAUCACUGAAUCCCAGCUAGCCGCCUAUUUUCGAUGGAUAUGCGCCUGUUCCGGACUAGAUCGACAAGCAUACAUCCCAAUUGUUGCCUCCGGGCCCCGCGCCGCAAUUUUGCAUUACACGCGAAAUAAUAUGCCGUUGCCAAUACAGGAUCCACAUGCUUUGGUGUUGGUGGAUGCCGGAGCCGAAUACCGAUGCUACGGGUCCGAUAUAACAAGGACGUUCCCAGUAACUGGGAAAUUCUCCCCUGAAGCAAAAACAAUUUAUAACAUUGUACUCGCCAUGCAAGAGGCGGUCCUUAACAAAUUAGCCCCCGGGGUCAUGUGGGACGAUAUGGAAGAUUUGGCGGUCCAGGUCCUGUGUAACGAGCUUGUUCGCAUUGGAAUUCUUGUCGGUGACCAGGAUGAGCUCAUCCACCUCGGCGUCCCGUACGCAUUUUAUUUUCAUAGUCUCGGACAUACAGUAGGUUUGGAUGUUCAUGACGUUGGACGCUCCCUUAUGAUGCACCACCCACUUGAACCCAACAUGAUCAUUACUGUCGAACCAGGUCUCUACUUCAAUGAUGCUUAUUUACGUAUCUGGACCGAGUUCCCCGGAUUUUCAAAGUACUUCAAUAUGGAUUUGCUGCAACGUUAUCGUCCUGUCGGUGGUGUCCGAAUAGAAGAUUCUGUAUUGAUUACAGCAACUGGCUGUGAAAACCUGACUGUUGCACCAAAGCAAACCGAGGAAAUCGAAGCUAUCAUGGCAGCGGCAACACCUCCUUCUUCUUCGUCCUCCUCCUCUUCCUCAUUGUCGUUGAACAACGAUAAUAUUAACGACAGUAGCUGCUGGGCAACAAACGAACUUUUACCGUUAUCAUCGCCAUCACUACUUUUACCUCCAGGAUACUAUGGUGGAGGAGGUGAGCAUAACAAUUAUGCUACCAAAGGCGUACGUGUCGAUGACACCCAAACGACUGCUUUGCCAACACCGACAGCAUCACCGUUGAAUGGCAGCUACUGCUUUUGAUGACUACGGGAAAAAGAAAACAUUUUACUUGCACUUGAGCUGAAAAACUCAUCCUCCAAGAAAAACCGCUACAUAGACAGAAUUCCAUAUGUUGUCAAUUAUGCGCUAUUUUAUACCCCCAAAAAAAACCUAUUUCUUUUACAACCUUUCCAGGAAAAAAUGUAGAAAAAAGCUAAUAAAAAG
Molecule: messenger RNA, 2076 nt
Organism: Zychaea mexicana
Lineage: Eukaryota; Fungi; Mucoromycota; Mucoromycetes; Mucorales; Lichtheimiaceae
Product: peptidase M24, structural domain-containing protein
Exons: 5
Coding region: 85-1893 (602 amino acids)
Molecular function (GO): metalloaminopeptidase activity; manganese ion binding
Source: RefSeq, a predicted model, not a curated record